Messenger RNA from Zeugodacus cucurbitae (melon fly), 677 nucleotides. Its product is annotated as general odorant-binding protein 56h. The coding region runs from base 105 to 512 and encodes 135 amino acids. The record is from RefSeq and is a predicted model, not a curated record. NCBI's taxonomy places the organism in Eukaryota, Metazoa, Arthropoda, Insecta, Diptera, Tephritidae. Gene Ontology annotation, molecular function: odorant binding. The transcript is spliced from 2 exons. Gene Ontology annotation, biological process: sensory perception of smell.
AUUAUCCGAGUAUAAAUUCAAACUCCAUUGUUUAGAUAAUUCAGUAACAUUUCUGACCUCAUUUGUUGAACACAAAUCUGCGCGCAUCCUUUUAAACGGUCACAAUGCAUACAUUCUACAUUUUGGUAACAAUGGCGGCGCUCGUCACGUUGGCAGUGUGUCAAUUUCCAGCCGAUAUGGAGAAAUUCCAUAAAGCUUGCAUGGACGAAGCCAAAGUCACGGAGGAAGAACUGAAGCAAUUCUUUCAAAAUGGCAUGAAAGCUGAUGAAGCCAAGGAAAAUAUAAAGUGUCACACAAAAUGCUUGAUGCAAAAACAAGGCAUAUGGAAGGAUGGUGUCUUCAAUGCUGAUGCCAAAGUUAAAGAGCUCAUGCAAAUGCCAAAAUUAAAGGGCCACGAAGCCGAAAUCACACAAGCCAUGAAUAAUUGUAAGAACGAGAAAGGUGCUAAUGAAUGUGAUACGGCUUUUAAGAUUACCAUGUGCCUCAAGGAGUUUAGGUCAAAGAAUCCCUAGGAAUUCAAAGUUCUCUGCUCUACAUGCUGCUUUUAUCUGCCCUGGAUUGUUGAUCGAUUGUUUUAAGAGAGUUCUCUAUUAGAAAAUGUACAUCUGCUGAUUUUUAUAUGUUAUUUGGUAUAAGGGAUUAAUAAAUAUGAAAUGUGUCUAUUAAAAAUUAAAAAA